Molecule: messenger RNA, 2112 nt
Organism: Cucurbita moschata (crookneck pumpkin)
Lineage: Eukaryota; Viridiplantae; Streptophyta; Magnoliopsida; Cucurbitales; Cucurbitaceae
Exons: 9
Coding region: 1-2112 (703 amino acids)
Molecular function (GO): nucleic acid binding
Source: RefSeq, a predicted model, not a curated record
AUGUCCUUUGGACUUAUCAAUGCACCAGCCGUCUUCAUGGAGCUAAUGAACAGGGUGUUUAAGGAAUUCUUAGACACUUUUGUUAUAGUGUUUAUUGAUGACAUUUUGGUGUACUCUAAGUCAGAAGCAGAGCACGAAGGUCAUUUGAGAAAAGUUCUGACCGUACUGAGAACACAGCGACUAUACGCCAAGUUUUCCAAGUGUGAGUUUUGGCUGUCUGAGGUAGCGUUUUUGGGUCAUGUGGUGUCAAGCAGAGGAAUCACAGUGGACCCAGCUAAGAUAGAGGCAGUGAUGAAGUGGCCAAGACCGACCACAGUCACUGAAGUACGGAGUUUUCUAGGACUAGUUGGUUAUUACAGAAGGUUUGUCCAGGAUUUCUCCAAAAUAUCUUCGGUGCUAACUCAGUUAACUAAGAAGGGCAAACCCUUUGUGUGGACAUCAGCUUGCGAACCGAGCUUUCAGGAACUCAAGGAGAGGUUGGUGACAGCACCAGUCCUCACAGUUCCAGAUGGUUCAAGGAAUCUAGUGGUGUACAGCGACACAUCUGGAAAAGGUCUAGGAUGCGUGCUCAUGCAAAAGGGUAAAGUGAUAGCUUGCGCUUCUAGACAACUGAAGGAUUAUGAACGAAAUUAUCCCACGCAUGAACUCGAGUUAGCAGUAGUGGUGUUUGCACUGAAAAUGUGGCGACAUUAUCUGUAUGGAGAGAAAAUCCAAGUAUUCACUGAUCACAAGAGCAAGGUCAAUAUCGUGGCGAAUGCAUUGAGCAGGAAGGCAGUUCACACAUCCGCGAUGAUCACUAAGCAAGAAAGAAUACAGGAUGAGAUGAAAAGGGCUGGAAUCGAUGUUACAAAGACAGAAAGACCAGUGGGGUACUUAAUCUCUUCAGACGGGGGCCUGCUGUGGAAAAACCGCCUGUGUGUUCCCCGUGACAAGAAAAUUCUGAAGGAUAUUAUGACGGAAGCUCACGAUACAUCUUACACGUUCCACCUUGGAAGUGAAGGCCCCGAGAUAGCGCCCAGCAGGAUUGCUACAACCCUUAAAGGUCCCUCAGUGGAAAUGGGAAGUAGUUUGCAUGGAUUUUAUCUCGGGCUUGCCCAAAACGAAGCAGAGCUUCAACGCAAAAACACUUAUCGUGUGGAUCAGUGGGCUCAAUUGCAUAUUAGAGAGAUAGUACACUUGCAUGGCGUAUCGGUGUCUAUAGUAUCUGAUCGGGACACCAGGUUCACCUCUCAGUUUUGGAAAAGCCUCCAAAAAGCAUUGGGGACUCGGCUAAGGUUUAGUAGAGCAUUUCGCUGGGUGCGAGCCUGUGUCGUGGAUUUCGCUGGGUGCUGGGACGAACAUCUGCCACUGAUAGAGUUUGCUUACAAUAAUAGUUAUCAAGUGACCAUCCAGAUGACCCUUUUUGAGGCAGCGUAUGGACGUAGGUGUCGAACACUGAGCCAACAGAAGAGCUACACAAAUUUGCGUAGAAGGGACCUCGAGUUCAAGGUGGGUGACCAUGUGUUCUUGAAGGUAGCCCCUAUGAGAGGGGUGAUGAGGUUGAGAGAAAGUUUGAGAGAGAAAAGUGAAUCGCCGGAGUCUUUAUCGGAGAAUCACCGACGAAAUUCAUUCUCUACUAAGACCUACACUCUGGAGUUCUUCUUGGAGAGAAGAAAGACUCGUGUUGUUGAGAUUUCCUCCUCUUUAAUCAAGAUACGAAAGAAAACUCACAAGGGAAGAUCCGCCAUUGAUUUUGUGAGGAAAUCGGACGAAGCGUCGAGAUCUGAGAAUCUUUCCAAGAACGAAGGAGAGAGAAGUCGACAGCGUGCCACGUGUCAACCGGCUAGAGGACCACGUGCACCAACCACCUUUGGACACGCGUCGAACGCCGCCUGGGAAAACGCGGCUUCAACCUUCCUGCGACACGCGUACUCGGCAACGCAACCGACCCGCGUCUCUCGGCUAACCCAUUACCCGUGCAGCAAAACAAACCAAACCGACGACUCGCGAUCCACUCAAACCACUAUUUCCGAAUCAAACCGACGACCUGCGAUGGUAGAAAAUCUUGGGCCCGGCGCGUGGCUGGUGCGUGGAAGCGCGUGUAAGCCCAUUUUCGACCCAUUCGACUUUUGA